AUGGAGAUUGCUUAUGCAGGUUUGGAACGGCUGUGGUUGGCCAGCCACAUUUUCAUUUAUUGGGCCCGGAGAGCGGCAGCUGUGAAGGUGGAUGGAUUACAGUUGGGUUUUCCUAAGUCUCGUUGUGAGGUGAAAUGGUUUGGUGUCCGUGGACUCAGAUGGGACAGAUUGUUGCCUUUGGUGGUGGAUUAUUGCAGGCAGUUUCAGCGUCCAACUGUGUUAUUGAUGCAUGCGGGGGGUAAUGACCUAGGUUUUGUGCCACAGAGGGAGUUGGUGAGGCAUAUUAAGAGAGAUUUGGGAAAGGUUGGCAGAAAAAAGGUUAAUAAGCUGAUGGGGUCCUUUGUUCGGAGGAUUGGAGAUUCAGUGGUUCACCACCCAGAUUUGGAGGAAGUGGGGCAAGGUGAAUUUUAUUUAGCGGAUGGGAUGCAUUUGAACGACUUUGGCCUGCAGCUUUUUCUUCUUGAUUUCAAGGAGGUCUUGUGUAAGAUAUCCCUUCACAAAGAAUGGGAGAGAUUACCAAAAUGGAUGGCACAGACUUCUUUGCAUGGACAGUUACAGAAAAGAGGCACCGAGCCGGAUACCGGUACCCUCACAGCAGUUAAGACAGAGACCAUAAAUGAGUCUGUUAGUAAAAGCAUUCCUGAACCUCAUACUCUGCUUAACAUGACUAUUCCUAUUUGUACAGAUACAAAAAUUAGGAAGAAGAAUGGAGUGAUACAGAGGUAUAAGCGUGCCAGGCAAACAGAACUACCAUCUGGUGUAGUUCCAGGUCUGGCAUUUUCCAGACAAAGGUUACAUUGGCUGUUGAUGCCUGAGGGAUAUAGCUUACACUUGACACUGGAGGAGCAGAAACGCACCUUAAGGUUGGCAUUUCGACUGUGGAGUGAGGUCAUCCCAAUAUACUUUGAGGAACGAUCUUUGGUAUCCCAUUCUGGUAUUGAAAUCAGGGUGGGGUUUGGCACAGGUCGUCACUUUGGAUGCCUCCGAGUAUUUAGCAGAGAAGGAAAGGAACUGGCGCAUUCAGGACCUCAUGGUGAAAUUCAUUUUAACGAUGACCAGCAUUUUACAACCAGCGAGCAACAUGGAGUCAGUCUUCUAAGGGUGGCUGUUCAUGAGAUUGGACAUGUUUUGGGGUUACCACACAGCACCCAAGUGAGCUCAGUUAUGUUUCCAUUGUAUAGCACAGAAGACAACAGGCUGGAGCUGGAUAUAAGUGACAGGAAGGCUGUACAGCAGUUAUAUGGCAUUUGUGAGGGUCCGUUUGAUGCGGUAUUUGACUGGCUUAGAGUGGAACACACCUCCUAUGGUGUAGACGUCCUUAGGUUUAACACUUUCUUCUUCCGGAGAGGUUGGUUUUGGAUGUAUGAGAACAGCAAAAACAGGACCAGACAUAGAGAUCCACAACCUAUUCCACAUGGCUGGGAAGGACUCCCUGAGGCCAAGAUGGAUGCUGCAGUGCAUGUCUGGAACUCAUCGCAUCAUGACACCUAUUUCUUCUCAGGUGUCCAUUUCUGGAAGUUUGAUGGUGAUGGAGGCAGAGUGUUCUCAGCUGAUUCCCAAAGACACCGAUUUCCCCAGCCAAUAGAACGUGGGUUUCCAGGUAUCUCGGGACCCAUAGAUACAGCUUAUUACAACAGAACAGCACAGACGGUUUACUUUUUCACAGGAAACAUGGUUACAGUGUUUGAUGUACAAAACAAAAAACUAGCCCAUGGAUUUCCCAAGAAAAUUAGUGAGGUUUUCCCAGCUGUGCUCCUUGGAGACCAUCCCAUGGGGAAUUUGGAUGCUGCUUACUACUCCUACACUCACCAAGCCCUGUUUUUCUUCAAAGGAGUCUACUAUUGGAGGGUAGCAGGGGAUCUGGAGAGGAAGCAAGAUCCAAGCCUUCCAGUUAAUGGCCUCCUGCCCAAAAAGAGAGUUUCGGAGCAGUGGUUUGAUAUUUGUGAUGUUGCCCCAGAAUGA
Molecule: messenger RNA, 1962 nt
Organism: Bombina bombina (fire-bellied toad)
Lineage: Eukaryota; Metazoa; Chordata; Amphibia; Anura; Bombinatoridae
Product: matrix metalloproteinase-21-like
Exons: 8
Coding region: 1-1962 (653 amino acids)
Biological process (GO): proteolysis; extracellular matrix organization; collagen catabolic process
Cellular component (GO): extracellular matrix
Molecular function (GO): zinc ion binding; metalloendopeptidase activity
Source: RefSeq, a predicted model, not a curated record